Colletotrichum graminicola M1.001 is the source of this 1974-nucleotide messenger RNA. Its product is annotated as glycosyl hydrolase. The record is from RefSeq and is a predicted model, not a curated record. Gene Ontology annotation, biological process: carbohydrate metabolic process. The transcript is spliced from 2 exons. Bases 1 to 1974 code for a protein of 657 amino acids. Lineage: Eukaryota; Fungi; Ascomycota; Sordariomycetes; Glomerellales; Glomerellaceae.
AUGGCCCGGACAUGUUUACUUUUACCAGAGGCAUGCCUCUUGGUUCUUGCUCUGGCUACUUGUGCUACAGCUCUUGUUGCGACGACUCCCCCGCCUGCGCCCAAGAGCUUCUGCCCCAUCUUCUAUCCCGAAGCCCAGCCGCCGACCGAUUGCGAACCGAAGCAGCCCACGACCUUUCUUUCAGCCCCGAAAGCUGCGAGGAAACCUUCCACCAAUACACCCGAGGCGAAAGAUGAACCUCUCGAAGCUGCUUUUGAGGCCUUGACGGUCAUGCAGCAUGACUUCUUUGCAUCGGACCAAGGAACGUGGCCAGAAGCCAUUGACUGGACGGCCGCCGUUAUGGAGACAAUGCUCUCUGGCACCUUGACCUCCCUUUCGCAAGCCCUGGCUGUGCUUGAUAUCGGGGGUAACAGUGACAAGGUGGCGAAGCGCAAUCUGAUCGACACGUUCUUCACCCAACUUGUGGCCUCUUACUUUGGUCAAGACGACGUCGCAAUCCGUCACGAGGCAUUCGAUGAUAUUCUAUGGGUUGUCCUCGGCUGGAUCGAUGCCAUCAAGCUCAUCAACAUACACUCUCAACUAUUCUACCCUCGGGAGGGCGUCAACGAAAGCGCAACCCCAGGUCUCGGAGACGCAUUGGCCAACGGCCCUUGGCAUGGCCAGUACUGGGUUCCCGCGUUUGCUCACCGCGCACGAAUCUUUUGGGAUCUCGGAUCCAAGGGGUGGGACACGCUGCUCUGUGGUGGCGGCAUGAAUUGGAACCCGAGAUUGGAACCAUACAAGAACGCCAUCACCAAUGAACUAUACAUCGCGGCGUCCAUCUCGAUGUACCUUUGGUUUCCAGGCGACAACAACACCACGCCCUGGAUCAACAGCCAAAGUGGCGUGAAAGCAACUCGCGAACCCAAGUACCUUGCCGCUGCCAUUGAGGGUUACAAGUGGAUCACCGGAGUCAACCUCACCAACGAUGCAGGCCUUUAUGUUGACGGCUACCACAUAGACAAGUCCAAGCAGGACAACACCGAGUGCGAUGUGCGCAGUGAAGCCGUCUUUACCUACAACCAGGGCGUGCUUCUUACUGGCCAGCGUGGUCUCUUCACCGCAACGGGCAGCGCAUCGUAUUUGGAAGACGGACACAAACUAAUCCAGGCAGUCAUCAAAGCUUCGGGCUGGGACCUGGAGCUCGAUCGGCCAAUUGACAACCUAUCAGACCUCCCCCCAGGUUACCUGCCGCCAUGGCGAGGACUGGGCCGUGGGGGCAUCUUAGAGGACUCUUGCGACGCUAGCGCGACAUGCUCGCAGGAUGGACAGACUUUCAAGGGCAUUUUCUUCCAUCACUUCGUGACAUUCUGCCAGCCAAUCGACCCGGCCAUUGUUGAGCCAGGCAUGACUGUCGAUGCCCAGGCAUACGAUCAGAUCAAGACGGCUCACGCAUCGGCCUGCCAGGCCUACCUAGGCUGGGUACAGCAUAAUGCCAAAUCAGCUUUGCUGACCAGAGACCGCGAAGGCCGGUUUGGCGCAUGGUGGGGAGCGGGCGUAUUCCAGGGUGUCUUGCCGACGAUGGAAACGGACGGCAUUGCCCACAACGCGCCGAACUUGACCGACUACCGCAACUACGGCCUUCCGCAUGAUGGCGUAUGGGCCAACGGCGACCCGGACAAGGUCUGGGCCCCGAACGGCGAAGCACGCAAGAACCAAACAAGGGGUGUCGUGGUGGUUAGUGAUGAGGAGCAGUCCGGACAGCAGGUCCUCGUUAGCUUAAGUAGACAGGCACCGCGCGAAGAGGACGGCGACGGACGUAAAGCCGGGUUCGAACGACAAGCGACGCCGCCGACGAGAGGCGAUCCGAACGACCGCGGCAGGGGUAGGACCCCGGAGACGCAGAACGGCGGCAUGGCCUUGAUACGGGCUUGGUGGGAGCUCGUAGCGGCCUCGGACGAAUCCUACACGAAACAGCAUCGACAUGAGAGAUAA